CGUCCGGCCGGAGGAGGCCGCCACCUGCGCCCGGGAGGCUGGCCGCGACUCGCCCCGUUGCUCGCUAGGAGGGGCUCUGGUGGGCCCGGGCGGGGGUUCCCGGAGCGUCGCGUCGGACUUGGCCGUCAUUCGGGGCUUGUGCAGCCAUGCGGCGGGCGGGGCGAGGCGGCGGCCGCUUCCCUCUGCCCCCGUCGUCCGGGCGAGGCACCGACUAGAGCCGCAGUUCCCUGGCUGGAAACGCGGCCCGACGCCUCGACGGCCUUCCCCGCCAGCCCCUGGAGCCAGGCGGCGUCUUGGCCACCGCUCGCCCGCCGAGCCUGGGCGCCUUUGCGGCCGUCCGGAGCGGAGGAGCGCAGCCGGGAGGCCACCAUUGAUUUCCUGCUGGCCCCGGCCGGGGCCGUCGCGGGCAUGGCCAAGCCGGUGGAACACGUCAAGCGGCCGAUGAACGCCUUCAUGGUGUGGUCGCGGGCGCAGCGGCGCAAGAUGGCCCAGGAGAACCCCAAGAUGCACAACUCCGAGAUCUCCAAGCGGCUGGGCGCGGAGUGGAAGCUGCUGUCGGAGGCGGAGAAGCGGCCCUUCAUCGACGAGGCCAAGCGGCUGCGCGCCAUGCACAUGAAGGAGCACCCGGACUACAAGUACCGCCCGCGCCGCAAGCCCAAGACCCUGCUCAAGAAGGACAAGUUCGCCUUCCCCGUCGGGCCCUACGGCCUCCCGGACCCUGGAGACCCCCACGGACAUCACCUGAGCGCCCACCACGCCGCCGCCCUCAAGGCCGGCGCCCUCCACGCUGCCCCCGAAGCCCUGCUGGCCAACCCGGAGAAGGCCGCGGCCGCAGCAGCCGCCGCCGCCGCCCGCGUCUUCUUUCCACCGUCGAUGACGGCGGGCGGCCCCUACUCACUGCUGGACCUGGGCUCCAAGAUGGCAGCGGAACUCUCCUCGGGCGGCGGAGGGGGCGGCGGCGGCGGCGGGGGGAGCGGCUCGCCCGCAGGCCUGCCCUACGCCGCCUCCUCGCUGGCUUACCCGACGGCCGGAGGCGCCUUCCACGCGGCUGCCGCUGCAGCUGCCGCGGCCGCAGCGGCGGCGGGCGGGGGCCACACUCACUCGCACCCCUCGCCCGGCAACCCUGGCUAUAUGAUCCCGUGCAACUGCAGCGCCUGGCCUAGUCCGGGUCUCCAGCCCCCGCUGGCCUACAUCCUCCUGCCGGGCAUGGGCAAGCCCCAGCUGGACCCCUACCCCGCGGCCUACGCGGCGGCCCUAUGACCUCCCGCACCGCCCCUGGGACCCCUCCGGCGGGGCUCCGGGGGCAGCGGCCGCUUCCCGCCGCUAGGACUUUAGCCGCCACCGGCUCCCGGGCCGGCGGGGCGGAUCUGCGCGGCCCUCCGGCGGAGCAGAACGUCUGAAGAGCCCAUCCCAGCGCUGCUACCUGUUGCCUGGGUCUCCUGCGCGCCCUGGGGGCCGGUGCUGGGGGAGGGAAGACUCUCUCCUCUGUCGGGGGGCUGCGGCAAGAGAGACACGAAAGCAGCAGCAUGCCGUCCAUCCGCGGUUCCAAACAGACCCGGGGGACACCCCCCCCGCCGUGGCGCUUUCUGAAUUCCUUGGGAUUGCCUGGCUGCCCCCCCCCCUUCUAUUGCCCCGAUCUGCAGCCUUUCUAGACCGCCCUCCCCCCAAGCUCUGUUCCUGGCACAGCGAUAGCUCCAAGCAGCAAGCCGGCCUGGGGUCUCCAGUCGCGUUUCUCGAAAGGAAUCAUCCGCUGGGCCCCGACGGGAAGGCGGUCUCUGGACUGGCGCCGUCGGAGGAGGAACGACCGAGACACAGGAAAGCACAACAAAACCGAGGGGGGGGGGGAUUCUGGCCCAGCUGCUCCCAGACCCAGAGAAAUCCCGAGAAGGCUCUUCCGUCGGAAGCGAAGAGCAAACGGCCGCCUGCUGGUUUCUCUCGCCUAAAGCUUGUAAAUGUGUCUGUACAGUCCCAGCCUGGGAACUUUAGGUGUCAGAUCGCUUGGCUGUAUAUUUGCAUCCUCCGCCCGCCCUGCCUUGGAAUCGGAUCUCGCUGUAAUCCAUGGGGACCGACUUCCAAGCACCCGCGUGUUGGGACGGGGGUCGUGGGGAGGUUGGAGUAAUCACGCGUUUAGUUGGUGUUGCUUUUUUUUGUUUGUUAAAGAGUCACUUCUGCAAAUUAAAAAAAACCCAAAACCAAACGCCGGUCCCUUCGCAGAUCGCCAUUUGGUUGAGAGAUUGGUUUAAUUUUUUAAUUCAGACUUCUUGUCUGAAAGAUAAUUAUCUAUUUAUUCGGAGGGAGGUGUGCCCUAAACCUCUGCCUUCCCCACUCCCAGCGACGCCUACAGAGUUAAGACUCAGUUUGCAAGUGGGGGGGGCUUCAAAAAGCCCCCAUUUCAGCUGCAGAUUUGUGAAGGGGGGGCGAUGCUCGUGUGAAAGAAACGAGCAACUUGCGUCGACGUUUGUCAUCUGUAUAUUGGAUUAAUGUUUGUGGAACACGUUGCCUAACCUGUAUUUAGUUUUAAUUUUUCUUUCUUUCUGUAAUAUAAGAUUUUGGAGAGGGGAAAAAAAUGGUUUUUAAGUAUUGGUUUUAACAUUUGCCGUGUGCAACCGAGUUUGCUGGUGUGCUCUAAUUUAAAAAAGAAGAAGAAAAAUUAGACGUCUAAGCUAUAUCUGUACAUUUUAGAAGCCGAGACUGACGACUCUGUUCAUUUUGGAACAAAGAGUUUAAAUAAAAAGCCUGAAGCAGGGGGAGGAAAAAAAA
Messenger RNA from Sphaerodactylus townsendi, 2760 nucleotides. It is a transcript of the gene SOX21, whose product is annotated as SRY-box transcription factor 21. Gene Ontology annotation, molecular function: DNA-binding transcription factor activity, RNA polymerase II-specific; RNA polymerase II cis-regulatory region sequence-specific DNA binding. Lineage: Eukaryota; Metazoa; Chordata; Lepidosauria; Squamata; Sphaerodactylidae. The transcript has a single exon. Bases 409 to 1260 code for a protein of 283 amino acids. Gene Ontology annotation, biological process: anatomical structure morphogenesis; cell differentiation; regulation of DNA-templated transcription. The record is from RefSeq and is a predicted model, not a curated record.